Molecule: messenger RNA, 3400 nt
Organism: Cheilinus undulatus (humphead wrasse)
Lineage: Eukaryota; Metazoa; Chordata; Actinopteri; Labriformes; Labridae
Gene: vps35l
Product: VPS35 endosomal protein sorting factor like
Exons: 30
Coding region: 41-2980 (979 amino acids)
Biological process (GO): endocytic recycling
Cellular component (GO): endosome
Source: RefSeq, a predicted model, not a curated record
GCAAACAACAACCCCUAAUUUGCGUAACCAGGAAGUGUACAUGUGUCAUAUGAUCGGAGAAAAAAAAAUGGCUGCGGUGCAGUGGCGUUCCCGCAUGCGCAACUAUGAGGCGGAGCUGCAGAGAUGUGGACCUGAGGCUGCUCUGGUUGAGUUUGGAGACUACCAUCCCCUCAAACCAAUCAUGGUAACAGACACUAAAACCCGCCGUGGGGCUCGUAAAGGCAGCACCUCCUCUUCCUCUUCCUCCUCCUCUUCUGCACCUGCGGAUCCCCUCAGCUCCAUGCUGGAUGGGACCGACCCCCUGUCCAUGUUUGCUGCAGCUUCAGCCAGUGAGGCCCCCGUCAUGUCACACAGUGCUUCCAUGGGGGACAUUGGGAGGAAGAGGAAGGAGAAGGAUAAGGAUGAAGAGGUGGUUGGACUGGAUUUUGAGCCUUGGUCAGCAAAACGAGGAGAGAUUUUGGCCAGGUUCACCACCACAGAAAAACUCUCAAUUAAUCUCUGCAUGGGUUCUGACAGAGGGAAAGCACCAAGUCCAGGGUCAUCAGCUGUUUCAGAGAAAGUUCGAACUCGCCUGGAGGAGCUGGAUGAUCUCGAAGAAGGUUCCCAGAGAGAGCUGUUGAACCUCUCCCAGCAGGAUUACGCCAAUCGCAUUGAGGAGCUGAACCAGUCCCUGAAGGAGGCCUGGGCCUCAGACCAGAAAGUCAAAGCUCUGAAGAUUGUCAUCCAGUGCUCCAAGCUUCUGUCAGACACUUCAGUGAUCCAGUUUUACCCCAGCAAGUUUGUGCUCAUUACUGAUAUCCUUGACACUUUUGGCCGGCUGGUGUAUGAUAGAAUCUGGACUAUGUGUUCAGACCCAAGACCGCUACCAGAUUCAUUCACCGUGGACGAUGUAAACGAUACGGCCAAGGAAACCUGCCUAAACUGGUUCUUCAAAAUAGCCUCGAUCCGUGAACUUCUGCCUAGACUAUACGUGGAGGCGGCCAUUCUCAAGUGCAACCGUUUUCUAAACAAAUCUGGUAUCCAGGAGACUCUACCUCGGCUGACAUCCAUGAUCAGAGGGAUAGGAGACCCUCUAGUGGCAGCAUACACUAGAGCUUACCUCUGCAGGGUUGGCAUGGAAGUCGCCCCUCAGCUCAAAGACAGCCUGAACCGUAACUUCUUUGACCUGCUGGGGACCUUCAGACAGAUUAGUGGGGAGAGUGUGCAGAACCAGCUGGUCCAGCAGAGGGUGGAGGUGCCGGAGUACUUGACGCUAUAUUCACCUGCCAUCAACUGGAUCCUGCAGUGUAUCGCAUACAGAGCUCCAGAGGCUCUGCUGACAGAGAUGAUGGAGCGCUGCAAGAAGCUGGGUAACAAUGCCUUGCUGUUGAAUUCCGUUAUGAGAGCGUUCAGGCCGGAGUUUGUUGCAGCCAGAGCCACCGACUUCAUCAGUAUGAUCAAAGACUGUGAUGAAGCUGGAUUCCCAAAGCAUCUGUUGUUCGGGUCUCUUGGUCGUAGUCUAGCUUGUGCUGACCCUCCAGAAUCCGAGAGACUGACAAUCCUGAAUGAAGCCUGGAAGGUGGUCACUAAAGUCCGCAGUCCUCAGGAUUACAUCAACUGUGCUGAGAUCUGGGUGGAGUUCACAUGCCGACACUUUACAAAACGUGAAGUCAACACCGUUUUAGCAGACGUCAUCAAACACAUGACACCUGACCGGGCGUUUGAAGACGCUUACCCCCAGCUGCAGUCAGUGAUCAGGAAGAUCCUCACUUACUUCCACGACUUCUCCGUCCUCUUCUCCAUGGAGCGCUUCCUGCCAUUUUUAGACAUGUUCCAGAAGGACAGUGUGAGGGUGGAGGUCUGCAGAUCAAUCAUGGAGGUCUUCAUCAAGCACCAGGUGGAGCCCACCAGAGACCCCGUCAUCCUUAAUGCCAUGUUUCACAUCUGCAAGACCAUGCACGACUCUGUCAACGCUCUGACUCUUGAGGAUGAGAAAAGAUCCUUAGCCCUGCUAAUCAUCGGCUUCAUCCGCAUGGUUUCUUUUGGUCGGGACUUUGAGCAGCAGCUGAGCUUCUGUGUGGAGGCCAGAGCCACCUUCUGUAACCUGGAGUCAGUGCUUGUGCAGCUCAUCCAUACGGUGAACCAGCUGGCGAUGGAGACCAACCGGGUAAUGAAAGGAAGUCAUUCUAGAAAAACUGCAGCCUUUGUCAGGGCAUGUGCUGCCUACAGCUUCAUCACCAUCCCGUCUCUCAGCAGCAUCUUCAGUCGACUCAGUCUCUACCUGCUGUCCGGGCAGGUCGCACUUGCCAACCAAUGUCUCUCCCAGGCGGAUGCAUUCCUAAAAGCAGCAGUCAGUAUUCUCCCCGAGGUUCCUCGCUCCAUCAGUGUUGAGGGAAAACUUCGCUCUUCUGAGAGCUUCCUGCUUGACUUUAUCAACAACUUCCUGGCUACUUUGUUGGUUGUCCCGGAUCAUCCCGAGCAUGGCGUGCUGUACCUGGUCCGUGGUCUACUCAACAUGGUACAGGAUUACACCUGGGAGGACAGCAGUGACGCCAAGGUGCGGGUCUAUGUCAGCGCUCUGCCUCUGCUGGCCGCCAUGAGCCAGGAAACUUACCUCUACUCCAUCCCUAAAGUUGACUCCAACGAGACACUUUAUGGAGGUGAUCCCAAGUUUUUAUCAGAGAUCAACAAGCUGUGUGAGACUCUGAUCGGACAGAUUCUGGACCACCUGAAGGCCCUCGGACGGGACGAGCAGAGCAUACGGCGUCAAGGCGCUCUGGCCUUCUCUCUGUUUGGAGUCCUGCUGGCUCACGGUGAUCUGAGGAACAACAAGCUGAGCCAGCUGUCCGUCAACCUGUGGAACCUCAGCCACAAACACGGAUACUGUGAGACACGGGUCUCGGUUCGGACUCUGGAGUACAUCAAACACCAGGCCCAGCAGCCUGACAUGGCUCACCUGACAGAUACAGUCCAGAGGCUGGCACUACAGUCCCGUACCUGAGAAUACAUCUCAGCAUUUGUUCAAUGUUCAUGCCUAAAGUUUGUACAAAUGACAGCUACGAGAGGUACAGAGAUGAGAAGAAAAUGCCUUAAUGUAUUCUCUGAGUGGACAUCUGAAGAGGUGUGAGUUUAUGAAAAGGAUCUAGCACUUAAACCUGAAACAAUCUUAGUUUUUGUCCAUAGCUCCUGUUCAGUGUUAAAAUUUGAUUGACGUAUUUAAUGAAAUAAGCUACAGAGCCUCUAAAUGUUCGAUCCUAUGACACGGACACUGCAUAGAAACAAGUCAUACAUUGUUGUAUCUGCUCCACCCAUUAGUGAAAUAAUUCCAGAUGCAGCAGUAAAGGAACAGAUAUUUAGCAAGUGAACUAUAUAGUUGUUUUUUUUUUUUUAUCACAUCUGCUCUCUCCACUGCACUGUAAAU